AUGGAGGAAGACGAUUUCAUUCUCCCUGCCGUUUCCUUCGCUGCUCUCAAGCCUCACCUCUUCGUCGAAGCUCCAAAAGCCAACGUCGCAGUUGCAUUCUACAAGAAUGUGUUAGGUGCUGGAGAGGUUUCGCGCACUCUGAACCCUAAGCGUAAGGCUGAUCAGGAGAUUCAUCAUGUUCUCUCGGCUGAACUCAAGAUCGCUGGCUCUUUGUUCCUUGUUGUUAAUACCGUUGAUGAUUCCGCUACACCGGUGAAGAGUGGUGGAAACAGUGUCGCUUUUGCUUUGGAGACGGAGGACGUUGAAGGUGCGAUAGCGAAGGCUGUGAAAGGUGGAGCGGUUGUGGACAUUGAAGGUGCGAUAGCGAAGGCUGUGAAAGGUGGAGCGGUUGUGGACAUUGAAGGUGCGUCUGGUGAGGGGCGUGUGAGGAAGGUAACUGAUCCAUACGGUUACGUUUGGCAGAUUAGCGCUUAUUUGAAGAAGAGAUGCUGGGAUUUAGGGUUAUCCAACCCCUUUGCAUUUGUUAAAGAUGGGUGGAUCCGGGUCCAGCCUGACCCGGUCCGACCCAUUGUUUUUUUUUUAAAGUUCUUUUAUAAACCUUUUUUCUAUAAACCUGGGCUAGCUUCCUUUUCCUUUUAG
Messenger RNA from Vicia faba (fava bean), 639 nucleotides. The record is from the annotation of a GenBank genome assembly. Lineage: Eukaryota; Viridiplantae; Streptophyta; Magnoliopsida; Fabales; Fabaceae.